Messenger RNA from Megalops cyprinoides (Indo-Pacific tarpon), 1711 nucleotides. RefSeq names its product mitochondrial import inner membrane translocase subunit Tim17-A-like. The transcript is spliced from 6 exons. NCBI's taxonomy places the organism in Eukaryota, Metazoa, Chordata, Actinopteri, Elopiformes, Megalopidae. The coding region runs from base 25 to 525 and encodes 166 amino acids. Gene Ontology annotation, cellular component: TIM23 mitochondrial import inner membrane translocase complex; mitochondrial inner membrane. The record is from RefSeq and is a predicted model, not a curated record. Gene Ontology annotation, biological process: protein import into mitochondrial matrix. Gene Ontology annotation, molecular function: transmembrane protein transporter activity.
UUUCCGCUGAAGCGACAGAAGAAAAUGGAGGAAUACGCACGAGAGCCAUGCCCGUGGCGAAUUGUGGAUGACUGCGGGGGGGCCUUCACCAUGGGCGCCAUUGGAGGAGGGAUCUUCCAGGCUGUCAAAGGCUUUCGGAAUUCGCCGGCUGGGAUGAACCACAGGUUGCGAGGCAGCAUGACAGCUAUCAGAACCAGAGCCCCUCAGCUAGGCGGCAGCUUCGCGGUGUGGGGCGGCCUCUUCUCCAUGAUCGACUGCGGGCUGGUGAAAGUGCGGGGCAAGGAGGACCCCUGGAACUCCAUCACAAGUGGGGCCAUGACCGGGGCCAUCCUGGCUGCACGAAAUGGGCCUGUUGCCAUGGUGGGCUCGGCGGCGAUGGGAGGGAUUCUGCUUGCACUCAUAGAGGGUGCAGGCAUUCUGCUGACAAGAUUCGCCUCUUCACAGUUUCCAACUGGUCCCCAGUUUCCUGAGGAGCCUGCCCCCAUGCCUGCCCCCUCCUUUGGGGAUUACAGACAGUACCAGUGAGGAAGCCCCCCGCUUCCCCACUCCUAGGCCUUUUCUGAAAAUUCCCUUCAUGAACUCACCUUUCCAAUGCCGAAGCAACACUGAAGACCGCCAAGAAAUCCCACAGGAAGGAUCCCUCACCAGUGCAACCAAAUAUCAUGGAUUGAAUAGUGCACCCUUUUUUAAAUUAUUUUAUUUUUUACUCUUGGAACCAUCAAGACCAUCUGUGUGUCACACAGCUAUAUCCACUGCUUGUAGUUUUGUCAGGAUCAGUCCACCAAAAUUGGUUGAGGCAAAAGAGGAAAUGGUGUUAGUGGCGAUGUGGUUGAGUGACAUCUCCUUUACUACAGACGGGAGUUAUAUUGGUAUAUCAGAGGAGGUUGAACUCAUUUUUAGCCCAUUUCAGUGUCUUGGUGGAUUAUAUGGUUAAACAUCAGGGUUUUCUCUUGUGCUUUUGGGAAGAAGGUAAUGUUGCAAUUAAUGUUUGUGUACAGCUGUAGGCACCACUGGUAGUAAUUUUGUGGUCUAGCCUUGGAGCUCCAUUACAUUCCCCUUCAAUAUUUCUGCUGGAUGGAGAGAUGCGGCACAGUUUGGUCCAUCACUGAAGGGUCCACAUACUUCGCCAGUUCUUCUCCAGGCUGUAUAAUGUGUUCUGUUAAAAUGGAACAAGCGAAAACUUAAAGGGACUCCAGUGCCCUUCCGUGGGCUAGUCAGCCUCACCUUUUCUGUGUAAUUGUUGUAGUGUGUCUGUAAAAACCGGUGUCAGUGGUUUCCUGUGUAUCGCUGCUGUGCCUUAAUGUUCACAAGCUCUGGUCGGGUGGGGCUGACUGACAGGUCUGGAGAGGCAUGACUGCGGCACAUGCUGUGUGUCCCGUGGACAGCAAAGCUGACCCCGAACCUCCUGCUGAGAAGAAAGCAGUUCAUUUCAGAGCCUUUAUUUAUUUACAUGCACAUAUAUCCUAGCUGUAAUGAAGAGCCCUGCAGCGGGCACAUUGUUACAUGUGAGUAUAUCUAUUGGGAGGACCAUUGGUGGAGAAGGGACUGCAGCUGCUGUGUGCAGGGGUGAGUGAGUGUAACUGAGGCAGAGGGUUUGCAGUGCAAACCUAUGGGAUGACUCAGGUGUGGGUUUGUACCAUAGGAUUGCCACACACACACGGUCUGUAUGACAGAUUGAACAGCGUUAUCAAUAAAGAAAACUGGAGGCAUG